This is a messenger RNA of Cavia porcellus (domestic guinea pig), 5476 nucleotides long. It is a transcript of the gene Ankrd34c, whose product is annotated as ankyrin repeat domain 34C. Gene Ontology annotation, molecular function: protein binding. Lineage: Eukaryota; Metazoa; Chordata; Mammalia; Rodentia; Caviidae. The record is from RefSeq and is a predicted model, not a curated record.
AAACGUGGCGGAGGCGAGGGAGGGCCCUGCAGAAACCCCCGCUCGUGAGUGGGGCGCGCUAGGAAUCAGUUCGGUGAGCUCCUCCUGUGAAAGGGCAGCAAGGUUGCUCCCGGGGAGCUGCGGGCGUGGGCCGGAGAGGACGGGGAGCGCCUCGGAGGGGCCGGAGAGCCCCGGCUCACACCGAUCGCCCCUAAACCGCGAGGUCCUCCCUCGCCGGCCGCUCUCCUUCCUUCCCUGCCACACCCGGACGCGGCACCACGGAGGGAGCACACUCGGGCUCGAGCCUCCGCCCGGCCUGAGCCCCGCGGCCAGGUUUGGGGCCGCCCCGCCUCUCUGACCGGAUCCGCGCCCCGCCCACGCCCACGCCUCGAGGCCUGGAGACGUGGGUGCCCGCGGCCGCAGCAGCAGGACUCGCAGGAGGCGGCUGGCGAGGGCGCGGCUGGGAGCGAGACUCCGUCCGUCCGCUUCACGGUUCUGUCAAAAACAAAAGGAGGAAAAAGGAAAACUUCCGCCCCCACCGCAGCCCGCUGCGCGCCACUUGCAGCAGCAGGGCGGCUCCGAGGAGGACACGGGGGUGCAUCCAUGCAGCCUGCACCAGCUCCGGACGAGCCCUGGGCAGCACCGGCCCGGCGCGCCCAGCCGCGCCUCGGGAGGUCCGGGGCGUCCCCUGACCCAACGCGGAGGUGAUGCGGCCGGGCAGCGGGGAGCCGGGCGGUCCCGCGUGGACAGCAGCCCGCCAGGUCUGCUCAUCUCUCUGGCUUCAUGAUGGACAACGACACUGAAUUGAGGACUGAUGGAAACUCUCUGCUGAAGGCUGUGUGGCUGGGGCGGCUCCGGCUGACCAGGCUGCUGCUAGAAGGUGGCGCUUACAUCAAUGAGAGCAAUGACAAAGGUGAAACUGCCCUGAUGGUGGCAUGCAUCACACAGCACGUGGACCAGCAGAGCAUCAGCAAGCCCAAGAUGGUGAAGUACCUGCUGGACAACAGGGCAGACCCUAACAUCCAGGAUAAGUCUGGCAAGACUGCACUCAUCCACGCCUGCAUCAGGAGGGCCGGGGGAGAAGUGGUCUCUUUAUUGCUGGAGAAUGGAGCAGACCCCAGCCUCGAGGAUCACACUGGGGCCUCUGCUCUGGUUUACGCAAUAAAUGCAGAUGACAAGGAUGCGCUAAAACAUCUCCUCGAGGCCUGCAAAGCCAAAGGGAAGGAAGUGAUUAUCAUAACAACAGAUAAGUCCUCUUCUGGCACCAAAACCACCAAACAGUAUAUAAAUGUCCCUCCUUCACCCAAAGUGGACGAGAGACAGUCACCUCCCCUGUGUGCCUCCCCCUGCAACACUGAGCUAAAGGCUCCAGCCAGUGAAAAAGAAGAGGACUUCUUUAGCCUCCAAACAGGACAUCCAAAUGGUGGUAAUGCUGCAAAGAUUCUUACUGAGCCUGGAUCACCCAGUAGGAAAGUUGGUACUCUCCGGCGGGCCAGAUUGCCCCAGCUGAAGAGGCUGCAGUCUGAGCCCUGGGGCCUGAUUGCCCCCUCUGUGCUGGCCACCUCCAUACAUCAGGAUGAAAUGCAGGGUGCCAGCACAGAAAGUGAGGUCAUAAGGAACCUAGGUGACAUGUCUUUUCUGAAGAGGGGGCCCUUGUCCAGAACCAACAGCAUCGAUGGCAAAGACCUCUUCCCCACUGUCACGGAGCAGAUUCUGAAGGUUGCAGCGCCCUCAGCACCAGCUUCCUGGAAAGGCUCUGCUCCUCACCCUCGCCUGGCUCGGAGAGGAACCCUGCCUGUCGACCAAGAGAGGGGUGGUGUGAAUACAUCAGGACCCUCCUCUCUCAAAGAGCCAGCAUCCCUCAAACAACUGGAAAAUGACCUCUACAACCUAGACUUACAGCCAGGGGCAGACCCUGCCAACCCUAUUCCCCUCGAGUCAGGCAAAUGCCCCUCAGAUAGAAAAAAGCUCAACGGUUCCAUGUCCCUUUUCCAGGGCUCCGGGGAGUCCCUAGAGGCUAUGCCCAGUUCCUCCCCCAGCUCAGGGCGUCACCCACCACACCUUCUAGAAAGACGAGGUUCUGGGACUCUGCUCCUAGACCGAAUUGCUCACACCAGGCCUGGCUUCCUUCCACCCUUAAAUGUGAAUUUGAACCCACCAAUCCCAGAUAUUAGACCUAGUGGCAAACCUUCUUCCCCACUCUCUAGUGGCUUAAAAUCUAUGGUUCCCAUCGCUCCAAGCUCACCAAAGAGAGCUGAUUUGAAAAGUACAAAGAAGCUCCUCCGAAGGCAUUCCAUGCAAAUUGAGCAGAUGAAGCAGCUAUCUGGCUUUGGAGAAAUCAUGACCUAGCACCUUGUAGAAUAGCUUUUCUCCCAAGUCUGUAUAUUUCAUGGAAGGGACUAUAAAUCCAGACCUUCACACAGCCAUGCAGGGUAUCUGCAUCCUGACCAUUCCCUGAGGCUGGUGUGGCCACAUCUGAGGAUAUGGAGACGUGCUGCCUUGCUUCUGAAAUAAAAGGGAUUGUUUCAGGGAAUUUACUCCUGAAAUAGUCCCUGCGAUUUUAUAGGCCUACUUGAAAAGUGCUCAGGAAAAUUAGGUUUUAGAGAAAAUUACAAGAAAAAAGUUCUCUGAAAGAAUAGAAUCCUUGCAGUUUGGAGGUCACACAGCAAGCCCAAUGACUGAAGUUGUAGACACCAGUUAUUUUCUGUACAACAAAAAGAAAACACACAUUUAGAUCACAAGAUGUCAUUUGAAGGAUGUCACUGGUCAUCUGUAAGUGUCUAAAAAGGAAACAUGGCUUUGACAUUCUUUGGAAUAUGCAAAACCUCAAACCCUGAGCUGCUAUAUAUGGUUUCACCUGGUGGGGUAGAAGCAGAAUUCUCCCAACAGAGAAUGUCUGGCCUGUAGCACUGUCUUUUGUGGGCACUGCCUAGCAUGGCCAAGGUCCUUCAACUCUCCUGCAACAGGCUCUGCUCACAUGCCAGCAUGGUGUGUUGGAAGUCCCCACAUCCCUCUGUGUGCCCUGUUCCAACCACAGAAAGGAGCCUGGGCCUGGAAGAAAACUUUCCCCAGUCCCUGAGCAAGCACAAGCCCUGUGUGAAGUCAAAGUUAGCUAACACAGAUUUGCACACCAUGUAAUCCAAAAGACUAAAACACUCUUCCCAGUUAUGCUUGAGAGAACUUGCUGGGAUCCACCAGAGUGAUGGGCAACUCAGGCUCUGCACAGAUACUCCUCAGGCUAGAACUGUGGCCUGAACCUGUGAGGAGAUCCACGUUGUGGUUUCCUUUCAGGGAUCUGAGUGAUUCAAGAAACACCUGGUUUCUUCUCUGCCUGAGUUACCUGGGUGAUGAGAGUUUUAAUGAAAAAAAUCCAUAGAACCCUUUAAACACUUUGAAGAAAUCCAAAGAAGGAAGCAGAAAUUUAGCACUUUUGCUAAAUUAGAUGCAAAUAUUCUCAUUUUCUUCCCAUGUAUUUCUCCUCUCAUGUAACCGAGGUGCACUUGUUUCAUGGCUGAAAAGUCCAGCUGUUCCUAGGGAUGGAACCUUGCAGACAGAAGAGCAGAGGCUUGGGUCCAUACCCAGUCUUAUCAUUUACUACAGAGCGACCCUGAGAAAGUGGCUCCUCAUCUUGAGCUUCUGUUCUCUCAUCUGCAAAAUGGGACCAGUAUUGUUUGCUUUGCAAGGUUCUGGUGAGAAUGAAGUGGCAGAAUAUAUUAAAGUGCUUUGUGCCAGGCACAGGUAGACAUCACUGGAUACAAGGUGACUAAUUUAAAUUUAUUUUUCGAAACCUCUGAAACCUCAAAAUUCAGUUCAUAGAUGAUGUACACAAUGGAGUCAAGUCCAAUUGAGAGGUCCCAGUGUCCCAUCAAGAUUCCCACAAGUUCCGUAAAUCCUGAUGGUAAGCUCAUUUAUAAAGUAAAACAUCCUGCCACGUAAGUUCUGCAUAUCACACCAAUUCUAUAAGGACAUUUCUAGAAAUGUAUCUGAAUCCCAACAAAAACAUUAGUGACAGUUAUAAAGUGCUUAUUUUGGGGAUUCUCUCACAUACGUACUCUUUCUGUUACAUACACACUGUUAUCCUCAGUACCACUGACAGCUGAGGCUGGCUGGCUUUUGCUGGGUGAGGAAACCGAUUCUGUGCAUCAUAGGGUAUUUAACAGCCUCGCAGAUGGCAGCUGCACUCUGCUCCUCAGUGUGAUAACCAAAACAUCACAGAGCUGACAGGUGCCUUCUGAGGGCAGCAUCACCUUGGCAGGUCACUGUGCUCUUAUCGAGCAGCUGUGUAAGUGCUGGAAAUGUGCCAAGAACCACAGAGCCAACUGGACAUGUGUCCUUCAAGACCCUUGGCAGGCAGACACAACACAAGCACUUAGGGUGUGUGUACUUGGGGGAUAGGCAGAAAGUGAGGAGAAAAGCACACCAAGUGGUGAAGAUGUACAGUUCAAGAACUUGGUUCAGUGUGGACCCCCGCCUUGUUUUCAGAACCACUCAGUUGUUAGCAGUUCUUACCAGGAAGACCUGAUUAUAGGUAAAGAAGCAGCUUCCAAUAUUAAACAAAAAAUUGUACAACCAUUGCUUCUAGGAGUUCAACACACACACACAUACACACACACACACACACACACACACACACACACACACACACGGCACAUUUUAAGUAUUUUUCCACCUAUUGUCAGUGCCAGUUAAAACUACCCUGCCAUGGGGAUAGGAAGACCUUGCAUAGGAGCAUUUUGCAUUGAAGCCAAGACUUGAAAGGCUGAUUUGUCUGCAAUAGAGCUGGAUGCAUUUGUAGUGAUAAGCUCAGGAAAAGCACCAGGCAUGGGAAGCCACUUUGUCAGGGUGGCUGGUCCAUGGAACAGAAGAGGCAGAGUCACUAACUUCCUGCAUCUCACAUGACCUUCCCCCCAGCCUUCCUCUGGCAGGCACCAGGGCGGCACCCUCUCCAUCACUACUUGACAAUGCAUUAGCUGAAUUAGGCUUGUUCCACACUGCCAACAAACCUUGUCGUGAUUUGUGCAUAAAUAAGCGAUUUCAUCCACAUCAAUGAGCCUCACAAGAAAUUUUAGAUUCAAACAUGCUUUCUAGAUCAGAGGUUAGCUUUUUGUUUUGGAAUCCUAGAGUCACUAUAUAAGUUAGCUGUAAACUACAGUUUCAAUAAUCUGUCCAUGUAAGAUCCUCUAGACUGUUUAUUAAAAUAUAAUCCAGAAUGUGAGCCUAAUGUGUAAAGUCUGGUACUUUGGUUUAAUUUCUAGGUCUUCCAAAGCCUUAACGAAACCCACCGACCCUGGUAGCUUCCUUUGAAACUUCGUGCAGGGCCAGUCACACACAUGCGGGCCCUGGAGCUCCUCCCUGUGUGUGGGUGCCCCAUAUGCCCUGUGCUGCUGUCCAGCCCUCCACAAUGCCCCGCCCCAAUCUCAAGCCAAGGGUACACCUGAAGAUGUGUCAAAGUCCCUGUAGUGAAACCACCUAAUGUCAAUAAAUGACUUACUGCAAA